Exophiala oligosperma is the source of this 2116-nucleotide messenger RNA. RefSeq lists its product as uncharacterized. The record is from RefSeq and is a predicted model, not a curated record. The transcript has 2 exons. Lineage: Eukaryota; Fungi; Ascomycota; Eurotiomycetes; Chaetothyriales; Herpotrichiellaceae. The coding region runs from base 51 to 1541 and encodes 496 amino acids.
CCCUACAGCACGAUAACAACAGAUACAGACACGCUUUUUGAUCGUUAAGCAUGGCCGAUGUUGAGAACAAUGCGUGGACGAAUGAAAUCUUCUGGCAAGACGGCGCCUACCAACACGAGCAGUCGCCGAUCUACUCGUAUUCAGCCCAGGGUGUCCGGACCUCUUUGGCCGCAGCUCAGCCUUAUCAGUUUUGUGUUGCAGGUGGCUUUGCGUCAACUCAGUCUCUCAGUAACACCCCUCGCUACGUCUCUGAUAAUACACUUAUACAACGACUUCAUAUGCAAGAGUAUGAGCAUGAGUUGCAGUAUACUACGGCCGGGGCGAACCACGGUUAUAGAGAGAGGAGUGGAAGUGGGACUACUCACAGUUACGCCCGUAUCAAAAGCGCAACCAGCUCUCCUGGAUUGGCUCACUAUCAGAUCGCAGCCGACACUCACCAUGUCGGCACUUUCCUCAGUCAAGGCGAAUCCUUUGGCGAGACCUCCGUCGCGCAUAACGAUUCUGACUUCUCGACCUUUGAAUAUACCGAGGAAGAAACACACGAAGAUGCAGGUCAUGAUCCAGACGCUGAAGAAGGUGGAAGCGUGAGUAAAACAUCCGGCUCUAAAGAGAGACUCCCCUGUACCCAUGCAGAAUGCCUAGGAGACAAUGGAGAGCCAAAAAGGUUUUUCAGUCGCAAAGCCGACGUCACUAGACAUUACAAGUCCCGGCACGAGGUCAGUCGUCUAGACUGUCCCUGGCCCAAGUGCACGAGAAAAGGCGUACAAGGGUUCGCGAGAUCGGACCAUCUCACUGAACAUCGAAGAGGUUAUCACCAAGAGCGUAUCCCGAAGAGAAUUGUUGGAAACAGUUCCGAGAGACAAGAUGAAACGACUCCCACGAGCAAUGCUGGGUUGAAUAUCGUGGUGCAGCCGAUGAGUACUGGCGUCGUCAGUGCUUCUGCUUCCGCUUCCCUGUCGCCUUCAUUCGAGAGCACUCCGACCACGAGUGUUGCGGAGAUGAGUGAUGGCAAUUCCGGUCAACUUCAGACCUAUUAUCAAGACAGAGAUAUCGCUGGCUGUACGAGUACUGCGGCACGAAAGCGGGAGGCUAGUGACGAAAGCUUCGAUGCAGAUCAAGAGUCGAAUGCUGAACCUACAAGGAUUGGUGAUGCACCAAAGCGUCGAAGGGUGUCACGACUUUCGGUCACUGCACACACGAACAAAGACAUGACCCGAUGGGAGUCGGAGCUGUCAAGUACAGAUCGAGGGUCGUACUAUCAAACUUCACAGCAACCGCAACAGCAAACACAACCACGACCGCCAUCUCAUGGUCAUGGUCACAGUCAUGGUCAAAAUGAGUCGAUGAUGUACGGGCCUCAGCCCCAGACCCAGUCCCAGACCCAGUCCCAGACUCAACACCGUAGUGGAUCCGACAUGUCGACUUCAUUGUCAUCAUUUUAUUUACAGAGCCACGAGAUCGAGCGCUAUUCUCAGACACCACGAAUGCCGCCACAGUAUUUUCAGGAUCAACAUCGAUCAAUACGGAAUCAGUUUGGAUAAGUUGGAGGGCCGUUAGCACACGCAAUCCACUGCAGGACGGCAGCUUUGGACCGUCGUUAUGAUCUUUCUGUUUCCUGUUUGCUGUUACGAUCAUUCUUUCUCCUGCUGGAUCAGCUUGCUUGCAUUUUACCCCGGGGUUCAUUUCGUAUUUUACGGCCAUUCUUUUCUCGAGUUGAUAAGCUUGUCGACCUUGACAGGAUUUUGUUUCCUUUCCGAGUUGCUUUUGUCAAACGCAAGAGGUUGCCAAAGAUACAAGCAUGUAUUAUUGCCCAGUCUGCUUUUUGUUUUUGUUUGGUUCUGUUCUAGCAUUACGACUUGACGAUUGCUAUGCGACUACGAGGUUUUGAUUUUCAGCGUUAUUGCAAGGAAGGAAUUGGAUUUACAUUGUUUUUCUGUCUCUACAGAGAGGAUUAUCGUUCUACGAUUUGCUUGCUGCCUUGAGUCUGUAUGUGUGUUUUUGCAAAGACGAUUCCAGAUAUGAUUAUGAUGACCUACAAAACCUUUAACGAAGGGCGGUGUUGGGAUUCUCACGAUCUUUUUGGUUGUAUCAAUGGCUUUCGAUAAUUUUUUAACAU